AUGGCGCGAAAUGUCCACGAAAGCUGUAGAGAGGUGCCAUGCGGGAUGGCAGCGACUGAGGAGGGGCCUAAGGCCCUUACUGAGCUGCUGGAUGUCGCGCGCGGCUUGGAGAACGUGCCUGUGAGCGCGUGGCCCCCGGGGGCGGAGCCAGAGCCUUUCCAGUAUACUCCUGACCAUGUAGCUGGACCUGGAACAGACAUUGAUCCCACACAAAUAACCUUUCCCGGAUGCAUUUGCUUCAAAACCCCCUGCCUCCCUGGUACUUGCUCUUGUCUCCGUCAUGGGGAGAACUAUGAUGAUAAUUCACGCCUUAGAAAUAUAGGAUCGGAAGGAAAGUGUGCCAAGCCAGUAUUUGAAUGCAACGUCCUAUGCCAGUGCAGUGACCACUGCAGGAACAGGGUGGUCCAGCAGGGUCUGCAGUUCCAACUCCAGGUGUUCAAGACGGACAAAAAAGGCUGGGGACUUCGUACCUUGGAACUAAUACCAAAAGGACGGUUUGUCUGUGAAUAUGCUGGUGAAGUUUUGGGAUAUUCUGAAGUACAGAGAAGAAUUCAGUUACAAACAAUACACGAUCCAAAUUACAUUAUAGCCGUCAGAGAACAUGUUUACAAUGGGCAGGUCAUAGAAACAUUUGUUGAUCCCGCCUAUAUAGGAAAUAUUGGAAGAUUUCUCAACCAUUCUUGCGAGCCAAACCUGUUGAUGAUUCCUGUCCGAAUUGACUCAAUGGUACCAAAGUUAGCACUUUUUGCAGCCAAAGACGUUUUGCCCGAAGAAGAACUCUCUUACGACUAUUCAGGAAGAUUUCUUAAUCUAAUGGACAGUGAAGACAAAGAAAGGCUAGAUCCCGGGAAAAUAAGAAAACCUUGUUACUGCGGUGCCAAAUCAUGUGCUGCUUUCCUGCCUUAUGACAGUUCACUGUUCUGCCCCUUAGAAAAGCCAAACAUCAGUUAGGAGCAAAAAGCAUGGAUGUAUGCAUUACGGUUGCACAUGGGAACAGAAAUAUUUUGCAACAUUAAAUGAUUCAUAUUACUUUGAAACUUGCAGAUGUGUGGGUCUAGAAGUUUGAUAUUGGUUCUGCACAUUUCACACUAGUUGGUUCUCAUUACAUUAAGAAAUAGUUAAAAUGACAAUUUAAGUGCUAGCUGUUUAUUUAUGAAAUUCAAACAGGUUCUGCAAUAAUAGUUCAUUAAAUGAGAUCUCGUUACAGUGUUUGAAGAGGAUAAGUAAAUUUCAUGGUUUAUUUUCAACUCUGUCUUUGCAGAGUGAAGCUUUUUCAAAUUGAAAUUCAUUUAAAAAAACUACCAAAGAGCUAUACUGACUCAAGAAAGAUGGUCUCAUUUGGUAUCAUUUUUUUUUUAAGAUUUUAUUUAUUUAUUUUACAGAGAGAGAAAGAGCACAAGCAGGGGGAGCAGCUGAGGGAGAGGGAGAAGCAGGCUCCCCGCUGAGCAGGAAACCCGAGGCAGGGCUGGAUCCCAGGAACCCGGGAUUGUGACCUGAGCCAAAGGCAGACAUCCAACAGACUGAGCCACCCAGGGCCCCUGGUAUCAUUGUUAAGAGAACACCAACUAUGAAAAUCUCGCUUAUAACAACACAAUUUAUGAUUUUACUAAAAAGAAAAUUAAGAAAUCAGUUUUUUGAAAUAAAUAUGUAAUAAUUUAUGACUCAGGUCAUCAUUUUAUUAUCCAUCUAAACAUUGCCAGCUCGGGUGGAUGCCCAGGCAUGAACAAGGAUAAUUAAAUUUAGUCAUAUUUGAUAUUUUGCCAAUUUUCAGUCAUAUAAAAACACAACUUUAUACAUGCUUUCCAUUCUUGUGGUUAUGAAGAAAUUUUUGUCAAAGUAGGAAGAUAGCGUGUUUAUAACCUUUAACUCUCUCUGCAUGUUGCCUGUGGUUCUCCCACAAGCUGUCCUGGCCUUCACACUUAUAAGGAGGGAAGGAAGGAGCUUCCCUGGCAAGGCUCACAUGAAAUAAUGGCUGUAGAUAGGCUAUAAAGUACCAUAUAAUUUUAGAUACCAUUUCAGACUUAUUUCUGGGUUAAGAGUGUGCUAUAUGGAAAGAAAAGACAGCAUAUUAUUAUAGACAUCUUUGGUGACAUCAUCACUACAACAGUAGGUCUAUCUUGGUGGUAUAGGUUAUGGAACUAUUAGAAUAAACUCCCAAAGGAGGUCUGUUAAUCAUUUAAAUGAAAGGAUACCUGUCUUUGGUCAUUUAAGUAUAACUAAAAUUAUAAGAGAAAUCUGAAGUCAGAGUUCCCGUUUGCUUUAUAACUAGUAGGGAUUUCCCUGGGAUACUAAAAAUCCUCUCUACUCUUGUGUAUAUUGUUAUUUAGCAUUAGUUUUUGCCCCAUUGCCCAAAGCUACAAGUCAUCCUCCUUCUCCUCCGAACGGGUGAUCAACCACUAAAUCCUAUAAAUUCCCCAAACUACACAUGUCUAAAAUCUAUUUUACUCACCCUGUUACUGUUUUAUGCCAUGCAGCCCUCAUUUCUUCCCUGCAACAGCCUCUCUGCCUUCAGCCUCACCAUCCCCUCUGUGCAUUCUCCCCAGGUCUAAACCCUCCCAUGACUCCUCAUCACCCUCAGGAUGCAGCCCAACCUUCUCAACAUGACGAGAAGGCCCCUGACUGCCUUUCCACCUCAUCUCUCACUUUUCUUUAUUUCUCUGAGGUCCUCUUUGAAAAGCCAUGCCCUCUCAUCCUUCACCUUGA
Molecule: messenger RNA, 2703 nt
Organism: Zalophus californianus (California sea lion)
Lineage: Eukaryota; Metazoa; Chordata; Mammalia; Carnivora; Otariidae
Product: histone-lysine N-methyltransferase SETMAR
Cellular component (GO): nucleus
Molecular function (GO): protein binding; zinc ion binding; histone H3K9 methyltransferase activity
Source: RefSeq, a predicted model, not a curated record